This is a messenger RNA of Dioszegia hungarica, 1374 nucleotides long. RefSeq lists its product as uncharacterized. The record is from RefSeq and is a predicted model, not a curated record. The transcript has 4 exons. NCBI's taxonomy places the organism in Eukaryota, Fungi, Basidiomycota, Tremellomycetes, Tremellales, Bulleribasidiaceae. Gene Ontology annotation, molecular function: glutathione disulfide oxidoreductase activity. Gene Ontology annotation, biological process: cellular response to oxidative stress. The coding region runs from base 1 to 1374 and encodes 457 amino acids. Gene Ontology annotation, cellular component: fungal-type vacuole; Golgi lumen; cis-Golgi network.
AUGAUCGACUACACUCCCGCUCUUAGCCAACCCAUACCCCUUCCAUCAUCCUCAACACAGCGCACCGUGCCCCUCCUUACUGUCCAACUACCUCCCUCACCACCCGCCACGCCCCCAGGCUACGGCUUCAAGUCGGACGCCUUCUACGACAUGUCCCAUCACGCCUCGAGUUCGUCCAGCACUCAUCAGCGUCAUCUUCCCAUAUCACCUCUCGACGACUCGCCCCUCUCCCUUCCCACUCUCCUCUCGGACGACGAGGACCUGUCGCCUGGCGGGUCCACUGGUCUCCAGACUCCUCCCUCCAUCCACAUCGUCGAGCCCUCCCUUACCCACAUCAUCACCGAGCACGCCAUGCUCAACGCGUUCGCGCAGGAGACAACGCCCAGUGUCAAGCAGGAUGGCUUCGAGCGGCGGGCCACCUACCCCCUCCUCAGCCCUCAACGGCCGCUCGUAAAGAAGCAGAUGUGGCCGCACAUUGAGCGUCCCGCUUCCCCUCCUACUACACCGAAGGGUCACCCGCUCUCCAAGGGACAGACUUACUUCAACUUCCAAUCCAUCGUACCCAUCUCCAAACCCAAAGCCGGACCCGGCCACACCUCUACCCUAUCCUACCUCCUCCGCGUCCCCCGUCGAUCGCGUCCUUUGGUGCUCGUCGUCUUCUGCGUCGUUGUCUUUGCCCUCGUCGCAUUGACAAAUGGCAGUCCUCGCGCUCCUGCCGGCGCGUCGACCCGAGUUCAGGCAACUGCCUUCGCCAAGAUGGAUGCGCCAAUUGUCCCGCACGCAACGGUUCGGCCGACGGAUCUACCAUCUAUCGCUUUCGAGUCGGCCGAGGAGGAGCUAGCGGCUCUCAUCAGCUUCAUCACAUCCACAUCAGCCAACAGCCUGCCCUCGCUCGACCCCACAAAGCCCCUUGAACCCGGCGCGGUUCUCGACUUUGAUCCUACCCACCCUAACGCCCGCGAGGAUCUUAAUCUGCUCAAGGACGAGAUCCACACCCUCUACCCUCUUAUCCUCUUCGGCAAGAUGCGCGAUCCAUGGCACCGAGAAGUCAAAAAGAUGCUCGCCGAAUACAAGAUCGUCCCCGCGCCACUCAUUAUCGAGCUCGACCAGCGUCGGGAUAACGAGAUGCUCUCGCCCCUCCUCGCUCGGCUGCUGGGGACCAAGGAGCUGCCGCUGCUCACGCUCUUCGGGAAGAGCUUGGGGAGCUACCACGAUGUGCUGGAUCUCAGGGAGAAGGGGGAGUUGAAGGCGGUGCUUGAGGAAGGAGGGAUGAGUGUCAAGGCGGCCAAGAAGAACAAGAAGACAAAGAAGGAGAGGGAGAGGGAGGAGAAUGAGCGGAUCUUGGGACCGAGGCCGAUCGUCGAUGGGAUCUAG